UUUGCAUGAUUAAUAAUGCGGUCACACUCAUAUCGCGAUACAAAACAAACUUUUUGAUGCAAAUGAAUUAGUUUGUUAAACAAAAAUGAGUGUAGAAGUAAACAAUUUAAACGGAAACCACAACAAUGAUAACCAAGGAGUUGUCCAGGACAAGCGUGAGCUGCUGUGCCUGCUCAAGCUACUCAAGAAGUACCAGCUCAAAGAUGCAGAGGAAAUUAUUUGCAAAGAGGCGAAUGUGAAUCCUUCAGAUCUUGCCAAUGUGGGUGACGAUGAUGUGAAGACCAUUCUCAGCGCAGUCUUGCAAACUGGCAACGGCCACGAACCACGUCCAUCCACCGUUCCACCAGCUGCAUCGGCAACAGAUGAACUGAAUGCGGCAGAAGCGCUAGCCAAAUUCAUUGGCGACGAUGCCUUCGACGCCCAGCAAUACGAACAGGCGUACGAGGAGUUGCGGAGCUUUGUGGAGGAUUCGCUGGACAUUUAUAAGCAUGAAUUAUCCAUGGUUUUGUAUCCUAUAUUGGUGCAGAUAUAUUUCAAAAUCCUUGCCAGUGGUCAAGUGGAGAAAGCGCGCGGCUUCAUUGAGAAAUACAAAUCAGAUCUCGAUGGUUACUACAUCGAGGGAUUGUUCAAUCUGCUGCUUAUCUCAAAGCCAGAGGAGCUGCUCGAUAAUGACCUUGUGGCCGCCAUGGAGACGGACAAGUUCGUCAUACGCAUGUCGAGGGAUGCGCAUUCGUUGUUCAAGCGUCACAUUCAGGAUCGCAGGCAAGAAGUUGUGGCAGACAUUGUGACCAAGUAUCUGCACUUUGACACCUACGAAGGCAUGGCACGUAACAAGAUGCAGUGCGUCGCUACCGCCGGUUCGCACAUUGGCGAUGCCAAACGGCAAGACAACAAAAUACGGGUCUACUAUGGUCUGCUCAAGGAAGUCGAUUUCCAAACACUCACAACACCAGCGCCAGCUCCCGAAGAGGAGGACGACGAUCCCGAUGCGCCGGACAGACCCAAGAAAAAGAAGCCAAAAAAAGAUCCGCUACUCUCGAAGAAAUCCAAAUCAGAUCCCAAUGCGCCGGCGAUUGAUCGCAUUCCGCUGCCCGAGCUCAAAGAUACGGAUAAGCUGCUUAAGCUAAAAGCGCUUCGCGAGGCCAGUAAACGGUUGCCCCUCAACAAGGAUCAAUUACCUUCUGCGGUCUUCUACACGGUGCUCAACUCCAGCCAGGGCGUCACUUGUGCCGAAAUCUCCGAUGAUUCCACAAUGCUUGCUUGCGGCUUUGGUGAUUCCACUGUGCGCAUAUGGUCGCUGACGCCGGCCAAGCUGCGUGCAUUGAAAGAAGCCGAUUCACUGCGGGAAUUGGAUAAGGAGUCGGCGGACAUCAAUGCCCGAAUGCUGGAUGAGCGCAGUGGCGAAAUGACGCGCAGUUUUAUGGGACACACUGGGCCCGUCUAUCGUUGCGCCUUUGCGCCCGAGAUGAACCUGUUGCUGUCGUGCUCCGAGGACACCACAAUACGCUUGUGGUCGCUGCUCACCUGGUCGUGUGUGGUCACAUAUCGCGGUCACGUCUAUCCCGUGUGGGAUGUGCGCUUUGCGCCGCACGGUUACUACUUUGUCUCGUGUUCGUUUGACAAGACAGCGCGCUUGUGGGCUACGGAUUCGAAUCAGGCGUUGCGCGUAUUUGUGGGACAUCUGUCGGAUGUCGACUGUGUGCAGUUUCAUCCCAAUUCCAAUUAUGUGGCCACCGGCUCUAGUGAUCGAACUGUGCGACUGUGGGACGCCCUAACCGGUCAAUCGGUGCGUCUCAUGACCGGUCACAAAGGCUCCGUAAGCAGCUUGGCCUUCUCGGCUUGUGGUCGUUACUUGGCUUCAGGAUCGGUUGAUCACAACAUCAUGGUGUGGGAUUUGUCUAACGGUUCGUUGGUCACCACCUUGUUGCGUCACACCAGCACUGUGUCCACAAUUACCUUUAGCCGGGAUGGCACUUUGCUCGCAGCAGCGGGAUUGGAUAACAAUAUGACGCUCUGGGACUUUCAUAAGUUAACCGAUGACUAUCUGAGCAAUCACAUAACGCUGUCGCAUCAUCAGGAUGAGAACGAUGAGGAUGUGUAUUUGUUGCGCACGUUUCCCAGCAAGAAUUCGCCCUUUGUGACGCUUCACUUUACGCGUCGCAAUCUUCUGAUGUGCGUGGGCAUAUUUAAGAACUAG
Molecule: messenger RNA, 2197 nt
Organism: Drosophila nasuta
Lineage: Eukaryota; Metazoa; Arthropoda; Insecta; Diptera; Drosophilidae
Gene: Taf5
Product: TATA-box binding protein associated factor 5
Exons: 1
Coding region: 86-2197 (703 amino acids)
Biological process (GO): transcription initiation at RNA polymerase II promoter
Cellular component (GO): transcription factor TFIID complex
Molecular function (GO): protein binding; RNA polymerase II general transcription initiation factor activity
Source: RefSeq, a predicted model, not a curated record